AUGGCCUCACCACCUAUACCCAUUCAGUCGUCCGGGCGACGUAGGGGGUCUGCCGCACGUAGGGAGUCUCGGGACUUCCAUGAAACCAUCUUCGACACAGUAUCCCUUCUCGGAACCUCGUACCUGUCCACCGCACCAAUCGCCCAAGAGAUCCUCGCCAGGGAUUUAGCAGAGUUGGAGGAUGACGAGCAACAUGAACGAGACGAGGAAUGCCGCUCCGAUAAUGAGGAAGAUGUCGAACCGCCUAUCGACGUCGGGUCUCUACCCGUUGGUCAUCUCGUCUCACGGCCUGGUGGUGUCGCUUAUGGCACCCUCAGACCCAUCAUCGCCAGCGAAAUGCAAGGUAGUCCGAUUGUUUGCGAGACCGAUGUUGUCGAAUCGCGCGCCGCAGAACGCAGUCUUCUUCGCGAUAACCAUCUGCUCCCACCCAAGCAUCCUCGGUCACCCGACGAUCCUCUAUGGAAAAAAUUGUACCGUCGUCUGUUUAGCACCAAGGUCCCUGUCUCAGACAAGGCCUUCGAGGAGACACCGCUUCUUCAGGAGUAUCCUUUGCCGCCAUCGCCAACCAUCAGCGAGGAGAUCAAUCAGUGGGAACGAGCUGUUGCUCAGAACAUGCUCAAGACAACCUGGCAACGUGAGGCCCAGACAAUUACCAAGUACUCGCGAUCACUGAUUGUGACUUUCCUGCUGCACUACUCGGUCACCGUGACCAGUGUCUUUACAGUCGGACGAAUUGGGCGCUUGGAGCUCGGAGCAGUCAGUCUUGCUACCAUGACGGCCAACAUCACAUGUUACGCUCCAGUUCAGGGGCUUUCGACAUGCUUGGAUACGCUCUGCGCCCAGGCAUUUGGUUCUGGUCACAAGAAGCUGGUCGGUCUUCAGCUACAGAGAAUGACUUAUCUUUUGUGGCUCCUGCUCCUGCCCAUUGCAACGCUGUGGUGGUUCUCGGGUGGCGUGUUGAACCGCAUUAUCCCCGAUCCGGAUACCGCAGCACUGGCCGGCAUGUAUCUUCGAGUCCUCAUUCUUGGAACUCCCGGAGUGGCGGCGUUUGAGAGCGGCAAGCGUUUCGUCCAAGCCCAAGGUCUCUUCCACGCCACCACAUUCGUUCUGCUUAUUGGUGCACCACUGAACGUGCUGGCCAACUGGUUUUUCGUUUGGAGAAUGGGAUGGGGAUUCACGGGUGCCGCAAGCGCUGUCGUUUUUACGCAGAACCUUUUGCCGUUCCUUCUCUUCCUCUAUGUCUGCUUCAUCCAGGGUAUGGAGUGUUGGAACGGACUGAGUCGACAUGCGUUCAGUAACUGGGGUCCUAUGAUCCGACUGGCUUUGCCUGGCAUGAUUAUGGUUGAAGCUCAAUACUUUGCUUUUGAAGUUCUCACACUUGCCGCCAGUCAAUUCGGCAGUGCCCAUCUGGCUGCGCAGAGCGUCCUCGUCACGGUCACAUCGACGACGUUCAAUAUUCCUUUCCCACUCUCUAUUGCUGCGUCCACGCGUGUGGCUAACCUCAUUGGCGCCAAACUGAGUGACGCUGCGCGUACCAGUGCCAAAGUGGCACUGUGCUGCGGUAUUGUUGUUGGUCUGUUCAACAUGACACUACUCAGCAGUUUGAGGUUCAAGAUUCCGUAUCUUUUCACCAAGGAUGAAGAAGUGGCUGCUAUCGUGUCCAAGGUUCUACCAAUCUGCGCAGUGUUGCAAUUGGUAGAUGCUCUGGCGGCCAUAUCCCACGGUCUGCUCAGAGGCAUUGGCAGACAAGGAAUUGGCGGUUUCACCAAUCUCUUCUCGUACUACCUGAUUGCCCUGCCCAUUUCGUUCUCGACUGGAUGGGCUCUGGGAUGGCAACUGCAAGGACUCUGGUUUGGAGUUGCAAUUGGUCUGGCUGUGGUAUCCACAGUUGAGCUCUGGUAUCUCCACCAGGCCGAUUGGGAGCACGCCGUUCAAGAAGCCGAAAACCGGCUGAGGUCUGAUGAAGCUUGUCAUCAAAGUCAGCGUAGGGAGUCUAAGUAA
Neurospora tetrasperma FGSC 2508 is the source of this 2001-nucleotide messenger RNA. RefSeq lists its product as uncharacterized. Gene Ontology annotation, biological process: xenobiotic detoxification by transmembrane export across the plasma membrane. Gene Ontology annotation, cellular component: membrane. Gene Ontology annotation, molecular function: antiporter activity; xenobiotic transmembrane transporter activity. The coding region runs from base 1 to 2001 and encodes 666 amino acids. The transcript is spliced from 4 exons. Lineage: Eukaryota; Fungi; Ascomycota; Sordariomycetes; Sordariales; Sordariaceae. The record is from RefSeq and is a predicted model, not a curated record.